Chlorocebus sabaeus (green monkey) is the source of this 5510-nucleotide messenger RNA. RefSeq lists its product as uncharacterized. The record is from RefSeq and is a predicted model, not a curated record. Lineage: Eukaryota; Metazoa; Chordata; Mammalia; Primates; Cercopithecidae.
UCACACCAUUGCAUUCCAGUCUGGGAGACAGAGCAAGACUCUGUGUCAAAAAAAAAAAAAAAAAAAAGAAGAAGACGAAGAAAAAUCAGCCAUAAUUUCAUCAGAGAGGAAACCAUUGAUAAUAUGAGAUUUUCUGUUCCAGUCUUUUUUCUAUGCCUAAGUUUUCCUUUUUAUAGAGUUAGGAUUAACCUAUUUUGUGACCUGAUAUUUACACUUCAUAUUAUAAAACAAGUAUUCUCCCACGUUAUUAAAAAUCGCUAAUGAUGCUGAUGUUGUUGAAAGUGAUUUUUGGAACCCCUUCUUAGAAUUGCUUUCAAAGCCAAUUUAUGAGGUGCAUUUAUUUUUGUUAUUUUUUGGACAUAACUUGCUUUUGACCCUGUUCAGUGUUACUCAACUUCAUCAUCCACUUUUGCCAAAGUUGGCUCUGGAUAUAGUUCUAAGUUUUUAAACAUUAAACCCACUCUCAGAGGCCAUAGAUUGGUCACCUUUGAAAAAAGUCAAAAGGUUGUACCACAGGCUCUUAAGGCAAUUCUCAAAGGAUUCCACGAGUGCCUUCUUGGAAGAAAUUCGUGGUCUGUGAAUACUACGUGAAAGUACAGAGCUUAUUUCAAUAUAUGUGAUGGUAAUAAUAGUUCUAACAAACACAGGGUGCUCUCAUCAUGUGCCAGGCACCGUGCUGGGGGAUUACGCAUAUUAACUCAUUUAGCCAUCAUAAACAACCAAUGAAAUGGGUACCAGAAUUAUCCCCUUUACAGGCAAGGAAACAGAGGCACAGAGAGUUCAAGUGCCUUACCCAAGUUCACACAGCUAGAAAGUAAGUGGAGCCAGGAUUUAAAUCCAGGAGGCAUGAUUCCAGUCUGUGCAGUAACCAUGGCCCUCACUCCUCUCGCCAGAUGUUGGAUGCUUUAAAAAAGAUUAGUCUGAUAACUUUAGAGUUGCACAUAAUUAGGGGGAGCCCCUGAGGAGCUUCCCAGGGUUUUCUGACAGAGGCCAGCUCCUCUGAUGCCCCCAGGGAUUCGGUCUGGCUUCCUCUCCUCCUGCAGCGGCCACCACCUAUACUGUCUCUUAUGUUUUCUUUUUUCUGAGACUGGCUCCCUUCUUCCUUGCUUUCUCUGAAAACAACUGCAGAGGUUUUUGGGAGGGGGAGACAGAGUCUUGUUCUGUCGCCUAGGCUGGAGAACAGUGGUAAUCAGCUCACUGGAGCCUCGAACUUCUGAGCUCAAGCAAUCCUCUUGCCUUAGCCCCCCGAGGAGCAGAUGCAUGCCACUAUACUGGCUAUUUUUAAGAUUUUUUUAUAGAGACAAGGUCUCACUUUGUUGUUCAGGCUGGUCUUGAACUCCCGGGCUCAAGCACUCAUCCUGGCUCAGCUUCUAAAGUGCUGGGAUUACAGGUGUGAGCUGCCGCAUUUGGACUUGCAGAGGCCUUUUUCAGUGUUCUACUGUGAUUCACUGUAGCAAGUAGGUGGAAGUGAGGAUUCGCGGGGAAUAUAAGGCAUAACCAAGCUGCAAAGAUUCAGAGAAGUUUCACACAGUAUUUAGUCAAUAGAGACAUGUUAGCAAACCAAACCUAUUUAUUUCAAAUAAACUCUUGAGGCCAGCUAUGUAUUUUUUUUUCCUUCUUGUGAUUCCAUAGCACUUUCUCCAGUUCUUUCAUUGGGGAUCAUUCCACUCAGUCUUUUCUGGGUUGGAUUCUAGGUCCUGCUACCCUGAUUAGGCUCAAGGUAGAUAGGGGUGCUGCCCAGCCUGGUGAGACUCUUGAUCCUUACUUUCUUUGGUAUAAGGCCCCACGUGAGGGACUUCUUGUUCUAAGAGCCCAGCACCUUCUCCCCUGAGUGUCCAGCUGCCCUGCAUGGGCUGGCCUGGCAGGCAGCGCUUCUCAGCCCUCAGCCCCUGGAGCAGUGUCUGCACAUGGCACCCUUUCACCUCCCCACAGUGAAGCCCAGUCUCCCCAUCCUUUGUUCUGAGCUCAUGUCCAGGCUGAUCAGGCUUCGCUCAGAUUUCAGUUGAGAGCAGCACUUUUCCUUUGCUUCUUCUCUUAUUUUGGCCUGAGUAGGACACAGAGUUCAGAGCUUCCCUGAGGGCACUGGUGAUUGGCAUGCCUGAGCUGACAGGCCGUUCAUUGCAUAAAACCCCUUCUAUAUGCUUCCUCUGACUCCGCAGGCUGCUCCCUCCCUUUCACCUACAAAUGCCGAGUGGUGUUGCAGAAUUGUGGUUUCACAAUAUCAAACCGUUCUAAACAUGCAGAAGCAUUGAGAGGUGCGAUCUCCUCCAGUGGCACAGAGGCCCGUCGCUCUAAAUCUCCUAAGUGCACUAGAGAAAGAGAGACCAAUGUGAACUGGAACCAGUGUAAACUGGAACAGUCAGGGGAGAUUUUAUGGCACGUGUAGAGCUUGCAUUUGGACCUGAAGUGUAGAAGGGAGUUUUGGAUGGGCGUGAGAGAGAAUGAGAAUUUGAGAACUGGGGGUAGAUGGGUGGUUAGGAGUGUUUACGGUUAGAGAGAAUAAGGUUGGUGAAGAAGAGUGAGCCCAGAUGAUGAGGGUAUUGUGCAUCUACUCAUAUCAAAUUUUGAUGCCUGCCAGAAUCACCUGGGGAGCUUUAAAAACUCUUGGCACCUAAAUUACACCCUAGAAUGUCUAGCGGGUGGGAGCCAUGUAUCAGUGGUUUUUAAAAAUCCCAUGUGAUCUUUAAAAGUUUGGGAAUAAUUUUCCUCCUUUGUUUCCUACAAGUAUCUGAAGCUUUGCAGAAAGAGUUAGAAAGCAAUAGGACAGAAAGAAAAUGAAUGAGGAAGUAAGGAGGAACAGGUAAUGAUGAAAUAAAGAUCAAACGAAGCCAGGGAAUAAAGUCAGCUCAUAACAUGCUUACUAUGAGAUGCCGUGCAGUUGCUACCAUGGGCCAGAAUUUUGACUCUGAGCUUCUUUGAAGCUAAAGCAAAAGGAAACCUGAGCAGUUCUGAAAGCCAUGAUGGAGCCAAACGCUAUUUCAUGAAAAGCCCCAGGACUGUGAGCAGAAAGAAAUCUCUCCCGGGGCUCUUUGCAAAGAGGGCACCGUGUGGAGCUGUGGGCAGGGCUUCCAACAGGGUCCUCGCAAUCCCACAGGCCAUUUGCUAAGUCACCCCUUGUGUUGGCUCUGGAGGUCAUUCAAGGCUAGAAUUAACUGCUCACAUCUCAUGUAGCAAGAAAAGUUGACUGUACUUCUUAAAUCCUUGAUUUUUAUCUGUAGCUGAUUUAAAAAUCCUCCCAUCUCCCUGGGCUGCUGACUCAUGUUAAACUAAUUGACCAGACUUGUCUGCUUGUAGAUACAGUGUCUGCAUUUUGUCUUUCCUGUGGUCAUUUCUAUUGUCCUGGCAAUCAACUUGUCAUUCCCUUCAUUAGGCCAGGAGCUCGGAGGGACACUGCGUUGAUUAAGGCACAAACCAGCUUUAGCUCGUCACCAUUGUGUGCUUACAGCAAGUUCACCUGCUUUGGCCUCCACCCUGAGGCUGGAGUCACCACUCCUUCUAGAGCCUAGGCUUAGCCACCGGGCCCACCUGCCAGCGGAGGCACUGCCCUGGGUCUGGUCUGUUGACAUGGAGACCUGAGAGGCACUAUUUCCUGCCGAUGGGCAGAAGAGGCAGCUCUGUCCCCUCUUCCCUCAUCCCCCGUUCCCAGGUAGUUGGGAAAUACUGAUCCAGCCAGUCCCCUCUUCCCUCAUCCCCCGUUCCCAGGUAGUUGGGAAAUACUGAUCCAGCCAGUUCUGUCUUCACCUUGGAACCAGUGUCGAGGGAGUGUGCCCCAGCAGAGUCCGUUCUAAUUGGCAAGUGGCCUCAAGUGGGCCGUGGGUCGGGUCAGGAUGGGGACCAACUUGGCAGACAGCCAUCAGGGCGGCCUCAGGGAGGUGUGUGGCCUGCCCAGGCAGGGCGUUCUCCACACACCUGGUUGGCCCUGGCGUGCGUGGCAGCAGAGCGUGCUGGCUGCUGGGGAGGGGGCGCUGCAGCAGGGUGUGGGUGUGAGCAUGGGGGAGCUCCUGGGUCAUGCACUUCCCUACGCUCUGCUCUGUCUAUUGACACAUGAGUCUCAGGCUGUAGGUAAUUUGGGGACGGGGCUGGGAUGUGAUGUGUGCAUGUUUCUAGGAGCUUGCUUGUGUGAUUGCCGGUCUCUGUGUGUGUUUGGGGCACACAUACAUGGAAUAGUCCCUCAGCAACGGGACUGCCCAGGGAGAAGCCGUGUGCAUGCAUGGUGGGCAGGGGUGUCCACCCAUGUGGGGAGUAGUGACCCAGCUGCCCGUAAGGGCCCUGGGCUUAGGGGUGCGUGUGUGGGGUCUCUACCUCUACCUGCUGUCCCUGGGGCUGCGGGCUUUCCUGCUUUGCUUCCUUGUGCUUCUCCGAGAGCUGUGUGUGUGUGUGCAGGAAGCAGGCAGGGCUGUGCUCACGGUGGCUCGCUCUGUGGCCCUCACGGCCCACGUGUGUAGUGUCUACAUCUUCCUUCAGGGGGCUGCCUGGUCUGCCCAGCUGGUGGGGAGCUGGGUGACGCUGCACAUAUGGCUCUGCUGUGCCUUACUGGAGACCCUCAGACGCGUUCCUUUACUCCCACUGUGUGAGCAGGCGGCCAGGUGGCUGGUGUGGGCCGGCGUGCAGGCUGGCAGAGGCCUGGCUCGGGUAUGGGGUGUGGCGAUCUUUGUGCAGCUGUGUGCCCACACAGUCUUCCUGAGCAUAUACCUGUGCAUGCACAUGUGCUUUGCCGCCAUCAGCUCUCAGGUCCGUGUGAGAGUGCACGCGCCGUUCUGUGUCUCACUGCCUUUGAAGGUCCAUGCCCCUCUGAACCUGGGCAUCAAAGUGGGGCUGCAGGGCCGGAAGCAUGGCAGAGCCAUGGGGGAGGCAGGUACGCCUCAGGGGGAGAUACUGGGGAAGCAGGAACCCCAGACGUCCAGGAGCCCCAAGCCCACCAGGAGAAGGGAGGUGUCACGGAGUGAGCUCAGCCCAGGUGGGUAAGGGAAGGGGCUGUUCUGUGCCCCUUGGACUUGUCCCCAGCUUCAGGUGCUAGUGCCCUCUUCCUGCAGCCAGGCCAGGCUUGGAGCUGCGUCUCCUCCUGCACAGCCAAGCUCAUGUAGUGGCCCCGCCCCUCCCUCACUGGGCGCUGGCACCUCUUUCCUAGGCUGAGUGGUCUCUGGGGAAGGCACAGGUGGAAUGACAGGGGCAGAUUCCAGUCCUUGCCCUCUGUCCUGUGAGAAUAGGGCCGUUCAUGACAGUGUUGGGUUGAGAGUCUUUUUCCUCUGCUGCCCUUGCCUGUCUGUACACCUGCCACCCUCUGUGUUUGUCUCUUUACCUUGCAGCAGCUCCCUUCCUCCCCUCUCGUCUCCUGCCCUUCCUGGCAGGCUGUUUCUCUUCUGGCUUCUCCAGGUGUUCCUCUCUUCUCGGCCACUGUGGGUUCUGCCCUGGGACUCCUUCAGCCUGGGCUGCCUCUUUUCCUACCCAGCCCCCUGUCUGAGUGCCCCCAGGUGUGCCUGGUCACAUUCUGCUCACCCCCCGCACUCUCU